AUCAAUGAACUCCAUAACAACUUGUUGUUGUAGAGUUCACUGAUUGGGAUGAGCACUUAUAAUGAUGGAUUAGGAUAAUCACUUAAGUAAAAUCACCAGAUAUCCUAAGUCGUCCCUGCUUAACAAUCAUUGUCAAUCAACGUUGAGUUGUAAAAACAUGAGCAUGUGGUCGCGCGAUGCGCAGUUUGUAAUUAAAAUGGCCGCUUUCUUUUGGCGGGAAUAAAGUAAAAAUGUGAUUAGUGAAUAUUUCUUCAUACUUGAGUUAUUUUGCGGAAGAUUCAUGAAGAUUAACAAGGAGGAUUUCCAUUACGCUGUUUAAAAGGUAGAUUUUGGUGUAGAGUUCAUAAUCAGUGGUUUAUUAAGAAGGGAAAUGCCUAUCCUCAUGGCUCAUAGUCCUUCGGCGAUGGAAAGCCCGCCACGAAAGAAAUUCAAAUUUUCGCUGAAGUUAAAAGCGAAGAGAAAAGAAAAAUGCCCCGAAAAUGAAAUUGAGAAUGUUAUUGAGAAAGAAAAUGAGAAUGAACUGAACAGUCCAUCGGAAAUUUCUGACAAGAAAGAGAUUUGUAAUCCGUCAACAACAUUGUCAACGAGCCAAACAAACGCGAUGAUGAAGGAUGCAGUGAACCCGCCAUUGCCAUAUUCAGGAUUGUCAAAUCUUGGGAAUACAUGCUAUAUGAAUGCCGUGCUGCAAGUCCUAAGAUACUGUCCACAGUUCUUAAAUUCCCUCAGAAAUCUAAAGAAAGCGUAUAUUGAGAAUUUUUCAAUGGAUUCGCUAAGACAGGAUGGUUGGGCUCCAGAAUCGCAUUCACCUGAUUUCUCGUUUUCUGGUAAACAUGGUAUAAUUACUAGCUUGGAUAAACUCACAAGUCAAAUGGAGUGUGCUGAAGAAAACUACAGAAAGUUUGGUGUGGAGGCAAAUAACGUUAGCAUUCGUUCUGGUUUAACUACUCUUGCUGUGAAACCUAAGGAAUUUGUCAAUGCCUUCAGCGGCUGUUGUCCAAUGUUCAGCGACUACCAACAGCAUGAUUCUCAAGAAUUUUUACGAUCUUUCCUUGCUGUGCUCGAAGAUGAAUGCAGCGGAUUGGUGGGUGGAAGCUAUGUACAAAAUGGUUCUUCUACUAACACGUUUUCAACAAUGUCCAAGGUUAAAGGGGGCUGCAAAUACCCAAGUACAAUCACCAGCAAAAUCGCUGAUACUGCAACAUCACCAAGGUCUUUGGAAUGUGAUGAGCAAAUGAAGAUGGACGAGGAUGCAGACUUUGGAGUUGGUUCGUCAGUUGAGUCAACUUUGAAUGUAGCUCAACCUCGAGUAAAGACUGACUCUGAGUGUGUCAAGACUACAUUUGAGGAUGUUAAUGUUGUGAAGAGAUUGUUUGAGGGAACAUUACUGCUACAGACUUGUUGCUUGAAUUGUGAAGAAGUCCAUCAACGUUAUGAACCAUUUCAGGACAUCAGUGUUCCUGUGAGAAAUACAAGAUCGGAGCCUAAAGAAAAUGAAGAAAAGAAUCUCUCCUCUUCUGAUGAGGAGAGUGAAGAAAGCCUCAAGCUUGCUUGGGCUAUCUCUAUGUUUGCUUCUGUUGAACGACUCAACGGAGAUAAUAAAUAUUUUUGUGAGAAAUGUGCAAGAUUGACUGAAGCAGAUAUAAGUACAUACUUUGAAAAACUUCCACAAGUCUUAACAAUUCACUUGAAGCGAUUCCAGACUUCUUAUGGCAAGGAAGGUCUGUUCUCCGGAAGCUGGGUUACCAAAGUUACUAAGAAUCUACACACACCUUGUAAAUUGUCCUUGAGAAAAUGGUGCAGUAAGACUUGUGCUGAAAGUGAUGAAAUUUAUACAUUGUUUGGAGUUGUCAUGCACAAUGGAAUGUCUUCGUGUAGUGGUCAUUAUCUCAGUUAUGUUAAUGUUGAUAUUUUGAACAAAUGUGCAAAUAGCUUUGCAUCUAAGAGUGGCUCGACUGAAGUGAAAGAAAGGGAUUCUCCGGCAAGUCCUUUUGUCUCUUCAAUAUUCAAGCGUAAAACAUUAACUGAAGGCUUAUCGGAUGAAGAUCGGGAUGGUAGUGUUAAAGAUGGUAAUAUGAGUAUUUCAUCGAGCACGGUCAUUGACUCGAAGAAAAAUGAACAGAUUUGUUCUCCUUCAUUGGAAAAUGAAAGCAUUGGGGAAAUGAAACGAAAUGAUGACAAAAACCACCAUGGGAUUAAUACAGAUUGCACUGAGCAACACAACAUUAGCAAGGACAUAAAUGAGACAAGGAAAUGCCAAGUUUCGCCUGAAUACAAAAUCAACCUGAGGUUUAGUGAAGAGGAAGAUUCUGAAGAGGAAGAGGACUUUCCUCGAAGUAUGGAUAUCACAAAGUUUUUCAAACCAUUACCACGAAAGAAAUCAUCAGAAAUGUCUCAUGAUGAAGAUGUUGGUAAAACUUUCAUCGAUAAAGGUGACAAAGUGAAACAAAACAAUGAUCGUGUAUUGCCUACGAUGAAUAAAGACAAUAAUAUUGACAUCAACAUUGGAAAAUGUUCAGCAUUUAGUGUGUUUAAGAAAAAGUAUGGUUCAAAAACUACACCAAGUAAGGAAGUAUUGACUCAUGAAACUGAUAACUUUCAAUGCUCCUUUGAGAGCAACACCAAAGCAAGAUCUUUAUUCACAUCCAAUGGCUACACUAAAGACAAUUCAAAAAGUAGCUCAACAUCAACUUGGUUAAAAUUUGAUGAUUCGGAAGUUACAGAAAUUACCGAUGAUGAAAUGAGUUGUAUAUUAUCAUCAUCUUCAUCAACGUUUUCAACACCGUACUUGCUGUUUUAUUAUCGCUCAUAG
Molecule: messenger RNA, 2809 nt
Organism: Xenia sp. Carnegie-2017
Lineage: Eukaryota; Metazoa; Cnidaria; Anthozoa; Malacalcyonacea; Xeniidae
Product: ubiquitin carboxyl-terminal hydrolase 1-like
Exons: 4
Coding region: 371-2809 (812 amino acids)
Biological process (GO): protein deubiquitination
Cellular component (GO): nucleus; cytosol
Molecular function (GO): cysteine-type endopeptidase activity; cysteine-type deubiquitinase activity
Source: RefSeq, a predicted model, not a curated record